Molecule: messenger RNA, 1063 nt
Organism: Polychytrium aggregatum
Lineage: Eukaryota; Fungi; Chytridiomycota; Chytridiomycetes; Polychytriales
Product: MED7 protein-domain-containing protein
Exons: 7
Coding region: 133-885 (250 amino acids)
Biological process (GO): regulation of transcription by RNA polymerase II
Cellular component (GO): mediator complex; core mediator complex
Molecular function (GO): transcription coregulator activity
Source: RefSeq, a predicted model, not a curated record
CGACUUUGGUCAACCACCAUCACCCUCGGCCACCCUCGACCGAUCUCAAUCAGUCUCGAUCAGUCUCGAUCAGUCCUGGUCUGCUGCUGCACACAGCCGCGCCAACCUCGCCCGAGAUUCUCUUCCGUCGCAAUGGCUAGCGAUAAAGUCGAGCUCAGCUCGCCCUUUCCGAGCCCGCCCAUAUUCUACAGGCUCUACACCGACGAAAACAUCGCUGCGUACCAGGAGUGGAGGCAGCAGGCUGCUCAGACAGACGCCCGUGUGUUUCCUCGCCCACAUCCCCUUGAUCCGGACGGUCUUUUGAGCCUCGAUCCCCCUCCUCCACCCGGCGAUGGACAGCCCUAUCGCCAGUUUGGCGAAUGGAAGCAGUUUCAACCCAGAAUCACCUCGCUGCGAGAGCAAAACAUUGCUCAGCUGUAUUCGGAUGAUGCAGACAAGAGUACGGAACUCAAGAGACUCAACCAAUCGCUGCUUGUCAACUUUCUCGAGCUGGUGUGGACGUUGAUACACCACCCGAAAGAUUUCAACCAGAAACUGGACCAUAUUCAUUUGCUUCUCAUCAACAUUAACCACAUUUUGAACGAAUAUCGGCCCCAUCAGGCCAGAGAUACGCUCAAGCUGUUGAUGGAGCAGCAGAUCCAGAGACGCAACUCGACAAUGAAUGAGAUACAGCUCUGCUUGCAAGGCGCCGGUGAAAUGAUUCAAUCGACCAAGGUAGCCUGCAGGGUCGGAGGGCCACCUCAAGACAAAGACGAGGAUGUCGAGAUGUCCAUGGCCCCGACAUUGGCGCCAACGGAGGAGGAGCCAAAGACAGAAUUUCACAAGGACGAACGGCGGAGACAGUUUUGGCUGAAUCAGCAGCGCAUGAUGCAAUUGUAUCAGUGAAUGGAUCUUUGAGUUGUCAAGAUUUGUGGGCAGCCGCUGCCCGAGCCUCCCACACAAAUACAUGCCUCGCAGCACCACCUUUGCGAUGCAGAUACCAGCGCUGGUCGUGAUAUUGCUGCGGUGCAAUCGAACGCAUAAACGUUUGCAAAGAUAAUUAACAAGGCCCGCCUCGGAGGCC